ACUUCUUUUCACCUUCAUACAGUAAAAAUGAUUCGAACGUUGGUGGCGCAUUCAUUUUGUAGAAAAUAUGUAAUUCUUCUAAAAAAAAAAAAAAUAAACAAGCUAGAUACACAAAUACACUGAGAUAGACUGCAAAAAGUUUAUUGUCUACCAGCACAAAGAUAUCUUUAGAAUAUUUGACAAAAAUUUAAGAAAGUGACACGCAACUUUAACAUUAUUUGCAAACAAAAUAUAUAAAAGGUCGUUCUUUCGUGUUUUUUAAAUAACUCUUACCUUCACAGGCAAUAUUUAUUUGUAAGCCAUUGUUAUUAAGCUAUCGGCAAUUUCAAUAAUAAAUGCCCAAAACAAUAUUUUAAUUUUUUUGGCACUAAAAGCAGGCCUGCUGCUGCUCGCAACACUUCUCGAUAGAAUAAUUUGCGAAAUUGCAUUGCAUCUGUUGAUUAUUUAUCGAUAUUUUGCCCCAGCUCCGCUGACAAUAAUUAUUUCCUGAAAAAGCUAUUUUCACUGGCUAAAUCUUUGUGUUUCACAUAUGUGUAUAAGAAAUGAAAACGGAUUAUGGUGGUAAAGCAAGAAUGAUAGAAUACAAGAUUACGCCAACCGCCAUCUUGUUACGUAAUUUUUUAGACUUAAUUUAUUACUUUAUAAGGAAAAAAUCUUACUGAAAUAAAUAUAAUAACGGUUCAGGGAAAUAUUUUGAUCACUAUUUAAUUUUUUAACUAUAAACUUAUAAAUGGAGUUUAUUUCACAAAUUUACAAAAAGUUAAAAAAAAAAUAACAUAAGGUUUACAAACCUUUUGUUUACAAGAGAUUCCAACCACUUAACACUUAUUGCUCGUUUUUCGAGCUUACAACUUCUAGUACAUUUUAACUCUUUUGUAACCCAAACCGGUUUUUUGUGGGCGAGGGGACGACUAGGAAAGUCGAAGGGAGAGUGCCACUCGUGUUCGGGUGGCACGCUUUGUGUUCUUGUUCGUAACAGCUCGCUGCUACCGUUUUCAACAUUCCUUUUCACUUUCGAAGACUUUUAAUGGUUACAAGAGCGCUCGGUUUCAAAUGAAUAUAUACUAUUCGUUCAGAAAUUUGAAUUCUGUUAUCCAUAUUUUAUAUGUAAUGUGCAAAUAUGUAUGCAUAGAAUAAUAGAAACAUUUUGAAAAAUUGUAAAUGAAGAAAAAAUUAAGAUACUCAAAAAUAUUCAAUUCAAAUUUUUAAUAACAUAUAGUGGUAUUAAAUGUAAUAAUUCAAAUAAAAAUGGUAACUUGACAUUUUCAUAUUUAUAUAAAAUGCUUUCAUAUAAAUCCUUUGCGAUUAGGAUUUAGUUCGAAUGUCAUUUUAUUCAAAACAAUUCUUAUUACAUCUGGCAGCAUUUUCCAUAACUUGUAAAGAAAAAGAUUGUCUGGGCGCGCGCCAAGUUAUGUUAAUUAUAUGUGGUGAUUGAUCAAACAAUUUUCUAAAUUUUUUGAGUAUUUGUUGCAGACCUGUAUAAAAGUUUUAUUACAAAGCUAGUUGAAAAAAAGUGUAUUUACAAUGAAUCCUGAACACACAGAAAAUUCUUUGGAUGAGUCCAGUGUUACAAUGGUUGAUGUCUUGCAAGAGGAGCAUGAUUUAGAAGAGGAAUACAAUGCUGUUUUAGGCGCUUCUGAUGAGAAAUGUUGCACAUAUUCUCAGGGAGCCAUUAAGCGCCAGGCUCUUUACUCUUGUCUAACUUGCUGUCCUGAAGCUCGUACCGACUUGAAUAAAUGCGCUGGAAUCUGUUUAGCAUGUUCAUAUCGUUGCCACGAAAAUCACGAACUGGUCGAAUUGUAUACAAAACGUAAUUUUCGUUGCGAUUGCCCCACGGAAAAAAUAUCUACCCAAAAAUGUUUACUUAAUGUUGGAACGACACUGCCACAAAAGUGUAAUUCCGAGAACUUGUAUAAUCAAAACUUUCAAGGAUUAUAUUGUAAAUGUCAUAGGCCAUACCCAGAUCCGGAGCGAACCACGGAAGAAGUGAUGUUGCAGUGCACAGUUUGCGAAGAUUGGUUUCAUUUGAUUCAUUUAGAUAUGGGUGGAUCCGCCAAAAAAAUAGAUAGCGCUGAUAUCUGUGCAGAAAUGGUUUGUGAAAAAUGUAUGAAGAAACACAUAUUUCUGCAAAAUUACACUGGGCUGGCACUUGAUGCAUUUGAUAAUUCUGACGAACCUGUAUAUAAUAUAACAGCAGAAAAUAAUUCGUUGGGUGAAGAUCACGACAACAAAUUACGUUCAGAUUUAGACAAGAGCAUUUCGGAUAUAAUGCAUAUGAAUGCGGCCGAAACAGCGUCGUCAGAAAAAAUUGUGGAAUCACAAGUUAAACCUACUGUUGAUGCUGAUGAAAAUACAUUUAAUGGUGGUCCAGAAGUUAAACGACAGAAAAUCAAAAGUGAUUCCCCUAUGAAGACAGCUAAAGAAAGUUGCCGUCGUCCAAAAGAAAAAACGGAUUACGUAGGAGGAGCUACAUUUUGGAGAUGUGACUGGCGUGAGGCUUUAUGUCAAUGUGUUUAUUGUUUGGAUCUCUAUAAAACUGAAAAAGUAGAGUAUUUGUUAGAUCCAGAAGAUUCUGCCAAGUCUUAUGAAGAGCGAGGUAAAAAACGUGGUGCAAUUGAAUCUACAUAUGAACAAGGUAUACGCGCUUUGGCUUCCAUUGGUCGAGUGCAACAAAUCGACGCUAUAACAGAGUAUAACCGCAUGAAAGAUAAACUAAAAGAAUAUUUACAAACAUUUGCUGCUUCCAAAAAAGUUGUCACCGAAGCGGACAUCAAUCGUUUUUUCCAAGAAAUUCGGAGCGAAAAAAACGCUGAUUUGGGUCAACCAUAUCUUUGCCGUUAAGCAUGAAUUAUUAUAUGAAAUUUCAAAGCAUUGCACCAUACAUAUCUAAUUUAUAACACAAAUAACAUCUAAAAACAUACAUAUAUUCGACUCAGUAUUCCAAUUUUUUAUAUCACAUUCCGGACUUUACAUUUUUAGUCAAUAUACAAACAAUUUAAUUCAUAAUGCAAAAUUAUCGUAUACCAGUUAUAUUUAAUUAGUAAAUUAAAAUUUAUCAUGAGAUUUGCAAUCAAAUUAAAGUGUAAAAAGGUUCACUAAAUGAUCAUGAAAAUGUUGAAUAUUUGUACUUAUAUACAAAUAAAUAACUUUAUUCACAUUUCUCUUGCUUUAUUGUUGUCUUUCGAUAUCAUCUUUAUGUUGGAAGCCAAACCCCUAGUCUGCAUAUUAACUCUAUAUCAACUACAGAGGUUUUAUCUAUACUUAAUAAAAUAUAUGUUUGUUUUCAUUAAGUUAAGUUCUGAAGUAUACUUAAAUGUAUUGUUCGAAUCUUACAAUAAAUUGAUAUAUACAUAUGUUUAUAAGAAAAUUACUAAUUCUAA
This is a messenger RNA of Bactrocera oleae (olive fruit fly), 3380 nucleotides long. RefSeq names its product putative E3 ubiquitin-protein ligase UBR7. Gene Ontology annotation, cellular component: cytoplasm. The record is from RefSeq and is a predicted model, not a curated record. Gene Ontology annotation, molecular function: ubiquitin protein ligase activity; zinc ion binding. NCBI's taxonomy places the organism in Eukaryota, Metazoa, Arthropoda, Insecta, Diptera, Tephritidae.